UGUGAUGAAAACCGUCGGUCGCUGCCUCUCCCUGUCGAGUGUCAAGCGCAAUCCUCACUCCCGCAGUCCCGCGCAAUCCCAUCCCGCCAUGGCUGUCUCCUCCCCACCGCCUCCUCGCUUCCACCUCUCCCUCCACCUUCAAGACCCUACCGGCCGGAACCCCCCGCCUAGUAGCGGCAAAAAGUCACGCCCCGCCCCGACAACCGAGACGCUCCGCCGCCGCCUCCUCCGCCGGGGCGUCUCGCCGACCCCCAAGGUCCUCCACACCAUCCGCAAGAAGGAGGCGCUCAAGGCCCUCCGCCGCGCAAGGAAGGACACCGCCGCCGCGGCCGCUGCCGCUGCGUCACUCAAUCCGUGCGGCGAGGAGAUUGGGGCGGAGGACGAGGAGGAGGCCCGCUUCCGUGCGGCAGCCGCGGAGUACCGCGCGCUCGUGGGCCGGCCAUGGGACGCCGGCGCCCGCGGCGUGGCGCCCCCGCGCGGUUGGGACGCGGAGGAGGGCGGGCUCGAGGGCCUGAGGGAGAUGCUCGUGGCGAGGAGGGGCGACGUGUUCCGUUGGCUACUGGACGAUGACAUCGAGGCGGAUGCAGCGGAGAGGAAGCAGCAGAAGCGUCCGGGCACUGGCUGGGAUGUGGAUGCCGAGGAAGAGGAGAGGAGGAUUCAAUUGCUCGUCAGCAGGUUAAACGGAGAUUACCUAAGUUUUCGUGAUUGGAGGCUUACUAGAAUGAUGAAAAAGGCUGACAUCAUAUAUAGUGAAGAUAAUCUACUAAGAAUACUAGAUGGGCUUGAGGCACGAGGAAACUGGAGGCAGGCUUUAGCUGUUAUUGAGUGGGUCUACAAUGAAAACAGCUACAGGCAUCGGAAAAGCAGGUUUGUGUAUACAAAAUUACUCUCAGUCCUUGGGAAAUCAUUAAGGGCAAAUGAAGCACUUCGAGUUUUCACCAUCAUGCGGAGAGAUCCUCAAAUAUACCCUGAUAUGCCUGCAUACCAUAGUAUUGCUGUUACGCUUGGUCGAGCUGGUCUUCUGAAGGAGUUAAUCAAGAUUAUCGAGUAUAUGAGACAGAAGCCCUCAAAGCGAGUAAUGAAUAUGCGGCGCAAGGGUUGGGAUCCUUCAUUGGAGCCUGAUGUACUUGUUUAUAACUCAGUGCUUAAUGCCUGUGUUCUAUCGCAGCAAUGGAAAGGGGUAUUUUGGGUGUUCCAGCAAAUGAGAAUUAGUGGUUUACCACCUACAGGAGCAACCUUUGGGUUGGCCAUGGAAGUCAUGCUGAAAGCCAAGAAGUAUGACUUUGUCCAGAAGUUCUAUGAGAAGAUGCAGAAAAAUGGCGUACCUCCAAGGGCAAUAACUUACAAAGUGCUUGUAAGAGCUUUCUGGGAGCAGGGUAAAAUUAAUGAAGCUGUUGAAGCAGUCAAUGACAUGGAACAAAGAGGAGUUGUUGGAGCAGCAAGUGUUUACUAUGAAUUGGCUUGCUGUCUCUGUAAUAAUAGAAGGUGGAGAGAUGCUAUGUUACAGGUUGAGAAGCUGAAACAGCUUCCCCUCACGAAACCACUGGAGUACACAUUUACUGGAAUGAUCUUAGCCUCAUUUAAUGGUGGGUAUAUCUACGAUUGUAUCUCAAUAUUUGAGUCAAUGAAGGACCACUGCACACCAAAUAUUGGGACUGUGAAUGUCAUGUUAAAAGUUUAUGGACGUUGUGAUAUGUUCGGGAAGGCAAAGGACUUGUUUGAAACCACCAAGGCUUGUUUCUCAAAUUCUCAGACAUAUAUCCAUGAACAUUCAUCACUUAAAGCAGACACAUAUACAUACAGCUCUAUGCUUGAAGCAUCUGCCUCUGCCCAACAGUGGGAGUACUUCGAAUAUGUGUAUAGAGAGAUGGUUCUGUCUCAUCACUGCCUAGAUCAAAGCAAAUAUUCAUGGUUGCUCAUCAAGGCAUGUAGAGCUGGAAAGUCAAAUUUGCUGGAGCAUGCGCUCGACUCAAUACUUGAAAGAGGAGAGAUCCCUGAUGUACAGCUGAUUACUGAAUUGAUAUGCCAGUCUAUUGCUCAUAGAGAUUAUAGAAGGACGCUGCAGCUCUUGAAUAUUAUGACUGAGGCUUCAAUAAAAAUGAAAGAAGUCGAGUGGGUUUACCUACUACAGAAAAAUGUGUAUCAAUUCAACAUUGAUGCCCUUGAGGGCUUUAUAAAGUACCUCAGUACUAGUGGUACUAUCAAUGCUGAUCCUGCACUUGGUUUAGUAAGAGCACUGGAGUCCCAGUGUGGGAUAACUUUAGUGAAAGGCCCAUAUUUGCUAACAGAUGAUACCACUACUCAACAGUGUGGACUCUCUUUGCUUGAGAGUGAAGACAAAUAUGCAAGUAGCAGUUUGGCCAAACAAGAUCAGCUCACUUGCGAGAACUUGUGUACUGAUAUAAUUCUUGACGUCCCUGAUUCUGAUAGAGAGAUCCCUCAGUUUGGUGUCAGUGUUGUCAUGAGCAGGGACAUCUCAUUAAGCGGUCAACGAUUGGAAGACAAACAUGAGCAUUCUGAUCUUGGGCAGCAGCGUCCACAGGUAUCUGCAAUUGACGAAGUACUUGAUUCCAUGAAUCCUUAUGGUGUCAAUUCAUAUGAAGAGAUGCCAUCAGCUUCAGAAAUUCUUGAGUUAUGGGAGCAGGAGAGGAUAAAUGGCAUGUUUGCUCAAAAAACAGAAAGCAGAACCACUCUUCUUAGAGGAUAAAUGAAAUUCUGGCAGAUAUUAUUUGCUACUAUGGGGCUAUGGGCAGUGCAAUUCUGGCAUAAAUUACCGACAGCUGCUGGAAAUUUGAAGGCCCCUAAGUUGGUUCAUGGGAUUCUUGCUGCAAUAAUUGCCUAAAUCAUCAACAGGAGUACAGGAGGCUCUUAUUUGUGAUCACAUCAUAUCUCGUUUUGGAUGGUCCAUACUAUACAAAAGCAGGGAAUGUAUAGAAUAUAGUGUGAAUUCACCCAACCAAUGUUGCACACUAACUUAUGCUCAGGGACAGCAAUUUAAAGCUGGGUUCGUCCACUGGAGCAGUUAGCUCAGGUUAAUAAUCAAACUUUCUAUGCCACUUUUCUUUUUUACUGCCCUGGUAUGGAUCUUAUCCUUUUCUCAAAAGAGGGAUUUAAUCUAAGACAAGAAUCCAAGACCAUAUACUAAGACUAAGCAAUAAAGAUUCCUGCAGAAUUUGACACUGGAACAUAGGUCAAAAUUUAUUCAGUACAGAGCCCUGAUACUGGGGACCUCAUGGUGGCGACAGAAUGUGGGUCCUGUCUAAAUUUGAUGUGUCUGUGGAUUUGUUCAAUAGUCAGAGAUCAAAGGAGAUUGCACUAAUGCUCAAUGGUGACGAUGAAGAUUCCUGCAGCGUACCAGAUCUCCAUGAGUUAAUGGGCUCUUGGCUCAGUACCUUGUGUAAUCAUCUGAAAAAUGUGAAAGUUGCAGUUUGAGUUGGAAGAGCUGAAUAGCUUUGAGGUUUCUCUAGCCAAGUUCUUUGCAGAAAAUCGCAAGGUCCUUGAAGUGCUCCAAAUCAAAGAUGGAGUCAUGGAGACCAGAACUUUAUAAGUCAUAUUUUAACCACAAGGUCGAGAGAUGGAGGCUUGGCCUUGUUUACUUGCAAAAAUUUUUGCAAAAUGUGAACAGUAGCAAUUUCGUUUUUUAUUUGGCAAAUAUUGUCCAAUCAUAGCCUAAUAACUAGGCUUAAAAGAUUCUACUCGCAAAUUACAUGCAAACUGUAUAAUUAGUUAUCUUUUUUACUUAUAUUUAAUGUUCCAUACAUGCGCCGCAAGAUUCGAUGUGAUGGAAAAUCUGAAAAAAUUUGCAAAAUAUUUUGGGAACUAAACAAACGCCUUUGGGUAAGGCAUCCUCCCUAUGUCUAAAGGAAAAGUAGCUCUGUGUGUGGUCUGUGUGCCAUGCUUUUGCAUCCUCGUUGCUGUAAUAAUGAGGUAAACAUGGAAGAUGUAACUAGUGUGCUACUAAACGUUAAUGCAUUUCAUUUCUGGAACUGGCCUUGUAUUGCCCUGGCCUUCUUCCUUGUCCCCUUGGGCUU
Molecule: messenger RNA, 4031 nt
Organism: Sorghum bicolor (sorghum)
Lineage: Eukaryota; Viridiplantae; Streptophyta; Magnoliopsida; Poales; Poaceae
Product: pentatricopeptide repeat-containing protein At5g67570, chloroplastic
Exons: 9
Coding region: 5-2707 (900 amino acids)
Biological process (GO): chloroplast organization
Cellular component (GO): chloroplast
Molecular function (GO): protein binding
Source: RefSeq, a predicted model, not a curated record